AAAUUCUGCAUUCUUCAUUCAAAGUUUGAUCAUCUAAGAACAGGUUUUGACUAGAUAUGAAUGCAGCUCUUCACUGAAAAUCGCUCCUUGGGAAACAUACUUAUUAUGAUAACAGUGCUAGCGUCUUCUUUACAAAUGAAGAAGUCAUUAUUGCAUGAUUUCCAGAAUAUUCUAGUAACUGAUAUGCUUUCUUCUCCAACUUGCUUCAUUUUGAAUCCAAUCCAAAUGCCCUGCAUUAUAUGUUUCAGCUGCUGAAUUAGCCUUCCAUAUGUGUGAUUGACUUGAUAUGCUCAACUGUCUACCAUGGCUGUGCCAUCACAAUGCUUUAACCAUUUUAGUCUGCGUGUUAGGAGCAAUCAUAGCAAGGCUAUGGCCACAUUUGACUAAGUCCACCAAGGUCUAUAACAUGUUCAAGUUUGAGUGGGUUCGCAUUUGUGCCACCAUGUGAGGAAUGGUCACCGCUUUCUUAAAGAUCUUCUGAUGUUGACCUAUAAUCAUCUAGGAGGAUGGAUUCAGUAGAUGAGGUGAAAAUAAUUCCAUACCUCAUAUUUAAGACGACUCUUGCUUUGAACCCAAAUGAGCAAGACACACAUUCCAAGCAUACUAGUACAUGUCCCCAGCCAUUUGAAGCGUGGAUUUAACUCUACUCUUAAUACACAUCAAUUUGUCAACACAAUUUGAAUCAUAUAAUUUCUUAAUAUUUGACAAUCUUCUUUUCUUUUCUUCCAGGCUAAAGAUUAUCAAGUUGCUGACUUGAUGCGGCAACCCCAUUAGUGUGCUUGAUUGAAACCAGUUCCUUUAAGGUUUGUCACCGCUUUUCAAGGUGAAAACGAUGAAAAUAAAUCAGAAUUUGUUGUUUUGAUUGUGAUAUUCAUCAUAUGUCCACUUUAUUUGGUGGUGCUUUUUAUUGAUGAUACUCUGUUUAUCUCUCUGGGACCAUAUUUAUUCUAUAUUUCUCUUUCUUUCUGUAUGCUUUCUUUGCUGUAAAUGCUGAACCAAACUGUGGUUGGGGAAGGUUAAAACAAUUGGAUUUCAAGUUUAAGGCCAACCUAUACUGAAACUCAAACUUCUAUUUUCAUUCUACUCAUUCAAUGCAGUUUGUUUCUGUAUCUGUUCCUGUACAUAUAUGAAAUUAAUAAAUAUCUUAUUUGAAU
Messenger RNA from Rubroshorea leprosula, 1154 nucleotides. The record is from the annotation of a GenBank genome assembly. Lineage: Eukaryota; Viridiplantae; Streptophyta; Magnoliopsida; Malvales; Dipterocarpaceae.